This is a messenger RNA of Nicotiana attenuata, 979 nucleotides long. RefSeq lists its product as uncharacterized. NCBI's taxonomy places the organism in Eukaryota, Viridiplantae, Streptophyta, Magnoliopsida, Solanales, Solanaceae. Gene Ontology annotation, molecular function: structural constituent of ribosome. The transcript is spliced from 3 exons. The record is from RefSeq and is a predicted model, not a curated record. Gene Ontology annotation, biological process: translation. The coding region runs from base 140 to 472 and encodes 110 amino acids. Gene Ontology annotation, cellular component: ribosome.
GCCCUUUGUCUGCAACAAAGGGGUUAAGCUCACUACUCCAAUAUUCAUUCUGAGUCAAAGCUUGACAUCUUCCACGCCGCCCCCAAAUCCCAACAUCUCUUUUCAACCAAGGACCAAACAAAUCGAGAAACCCUAACAAAUGAUGAGCUCAGUGGCGAAGCAUGUAUCCACUAUCUUCAAUCGACCGAACGUAGCCUUGUUGAACCCACUAAGUUGGGAGCAGCAGCUACAGCAAUGGCGGGGCAUACGGGUGAAGGUGCGGAACAACAACUUAGACCAAGCACUGUUCUUGAUGCAGAGGAAAAUGCAGUCCAGCGGAAUGGAACGCCUCAUAAAGCGUGAACAGCUUCACCACAUCAAGAACUCAGAGAAGCGCGUCUUGGCUCGUAAGCUCCUUGAAUGUAAACUCCGUUCUCAAGACCUCGCUCGUAAGCUCAAAUCCAUCCUCAUCAAGAAAGUCAGGGGUUUAUAAAGGAAGAUGUUCCAGCAGAGUUUUCUUCAUCAACUUUCUGGACUUGGCUGGCUGAUUGCUACUGAACCUCCAUUUUCUUGCACCUUGCUACGUGGACUACACCUUUGAGAAUAAUGUUUUGAUUUCUAUUAGAUUUCUAUCAUUGAUGUAGAAUUUUGGCAAGUAUUAGUUGAAGAUCAUCGCCAGUUUGCUACAUAGGGUGUGUUUGGUAUGUUUAAUCUCUGUUGUACGAGUUCAUGUUCAGUUUGGCAGGGAAUAGAUUUAUUUUUUGUUGAGAAAGUUGGCUUGGAAUAUAUAUUUCCUUUUCAUCAUUUGGACUUGAAUAGAUAGUUGAGAAAUAAUUGGAGGAAAAACCAAGUGUCACCAACCAUUUCUAGACGGUGUCUCAUUUAACUAUUGUUAUUGCGUUUUCAGUGAUCUUUGAGAAGUCUAGAGAUUCUUCUAAUGAGAUUGAAAUGUGUGAAAAUGAGUGCAAUGUUCUGAACCUUCUAAAGGCUCACUUCUUGA